GCACAGCCGCAGACACGGGCGGCCGCGCCGGCAGCCGGCAGCUCGCGUGCAGCCGGGGAUUACAGCGGGGCGAGGGCAGCGCGGGCUCGGCUCUUAUCCCCCCCCGCCGCCCCCCCGCCCCGGCCCCCCCCCCCCCCGCCCGCCACCCCAGCCGCUCGCCGCGCUGCUUGUUCGGCGGCUUUUCAUCUCCGGGGGUAGGAGGGAGAUGCCUUUGCCGUGGUUUUUCCACCCCCGGUCCUCUCCGUGCCGGGGGGGGGCGGUGAUGUGGAGCCGGGAAUGUAGAGCAAAACCCUCCCCGGGAAGGAGCGACCAAAACAAACCUCUCGCCGUGGCUUUGGCGGCCGCGCGGUGCCCGGGGAAGCCCGAGCAGCCCCUGCCAGCGCCGGGGAAUCCCUCCCCCAGCCCCCGGCGGUGCCCCGGGCGCCCGCGGAGCAAGCUUCAGGAAUGGAGCCGUCUGUCUGAAGAGGACUCUGCCCAAAUAUUUGUAGUCUCCAAGCUCAUUCUCCUAAAGACUCUGGUGUUACAACUGCAUCUUUUUCAGAAUGGCCGAGAAAGCUCCACCAGGAAUCAACAAAAAGUCUUCAAGGUCCACCCUUUCUCUGCCUCCAGAACCAGUGGAGAUCAUUAGGAGCAAAGCCUGCUCACGGAGAGUUAAAAUAAAUGUCGGUGGGCUCAACCAUGAAGUGCUGUGGAGGACUUUGGACAGACUUCCAAGGACACGAUUAGGAAAGCUCAGAGACUGCAAUACUCAUGAAUCUCUGCUAGAAGUAUGUGAUGACUAUAAUCUAAAUGAAAAUGAGUAUUUUUUUGAUCGACACCCAGGGGCUUUCACUUCCAUUUUGAAUUUCUACAGGACAGGGAAACUACAUAUGAUGGAAGAAAUGUGUGCUCUUUCUUUUGGCCAGGAGCUUGAUUACUGGGGGAUUGAUGAGAUAUAUUUAGAAUCUUGCUGCCAGGCAAGGUAUCAUCAAAAGAAAGAGCAGAUGAAUGAGGAGCUGAGGAGAGAGGCAGAGACAAUGCGAGAGAGAGAAGGAGAAGAGUUUGAUAAUACCUGCUGCCCAGAGAAAAGGAAGAAGCUCUGGGACUUGCUGGAGAAACCCAACUCAUCUGUGGCAGCAAAGAUUUUGGCCAUUGUGUCCAUUCUGUUCAUCGUACUGUCCACUAUUGCUUUGUCUCUUAACACACUACCAGAGCUUCAAGAAAUAGAUGAAUUUGGGCAGCCAAAUGACAACCCUCAGCUAGCACACGUUGAAGCUGUGUGUAUUGCUUGGUUUACCAUGGAGUACCUUUUGCGUUUUCUGUCCUCACCAAAUAAGUGGAAGUUCUUCAAAGGCCCGUUAAAUGUCAUUGACUUACUGGCCAUCUUGCCGUACUACGUCACCAUUUUCCUCACGGAGUCCAAUAAAAGUGUCCUGCAGUUCCAAAACGUCAGACGUGUGGUUCAGAUAUUUCGUAUCAUGAGGAUCCUAAGGAUUCUUAAGCUCGCCAGACAUUCAACAGGACUUCAGUCUUUAGGUUUUACACUCAGGCGCAGUUACAAUGAAUUGGGCUUGUUGAUAUUAUUUUUAGCCAUGGGAAUAAUGAUAUUUUCAAGUCUUGUGUUCUUUGCUGAAAAGGAUGAGGAUGCUACAAAAUUUACCAGUAUCCCUGCAUCAUUCUGGUGGGCAACAAUCACUAUGACUACUGUAGGAUACGGUGACAUUUAUCCUAAGACGUUAUUAGGUAAAAUAGUUGGAGGACUUUGCUGUAUUGCUGGAGUCCUAGUCAUAGCCCUGCCCAUACCAAUUAUUGUGAACAAUUUCUCAGAGUUUUAUAAGGAGCAAAAAAGACAGGAGAAGGCAAUUAAGAGAAGAGAAGCACUUGAGCGAGCUAAAAGAAAUGGCAGUAUUGUCUCCAUGAACCUGAAAGAUGCCUUUGCUCGCAGUAUGGAAAUGAUAGACGUAGCAGUAGAUUCAGGUAAGCCUGGAGAAGCAGCCAAUCCAAAGGAGACACCUGAUGACAACCACCUGUCCCCAAGCCGGUGGAAAUGGGCCAGAAGGACAAUGUCCGAAACAAGCUCAAACAAGUCUUAUGAGAACAAAUACCAAGAAGUUAGUCAACAAGACUCCCGCGAGCAAUUAAACAAUGCUGCGGCAUCCUCCAGCCCACAGCACCUCAGUGCCCAAAAACUGGAGAUGUUGUAUAAUGAAAUUACUAAAACUCAGUCUCAGCCUAAUCUUAAUGCUGGUUACCAAGACCAGUCAGCAAAGCCACCCAUGUAUGAAGAAGAAAUUGAAAUGGAAGAAGUUACUGGUCAGAGAGAUCCGUUGCCAACUGGACCUACGGACAUCAUAACAGACAUGAGAAGCACAUCCAGUAUCGACAGUUUUGCCAGUUGUGCAACUGACUUCACGGAAACAGAGAGGUCUCCCCUUUCUCUGUUUCCUGGCUCUCACUUGCAAAUGAGAUUUCCAGCUGAUGCUGUUAACCUGGAAGACAACCAAAGAGUAAGGAGUUCUCAGUUUAUACCAUUCACAAAAGACAAAAUGUUUUCUCCAACCGAUGUCACCUUUGACUAUAACCCAAUCGACAGAGCUGUUAUCAGUGAUGGCAGUGGGUCCCAAACUGGUUUGCAUGGUCAUUUGCAUUUUGACACUGCCAUGGAAAGCCCCAAAAGUUCCCUGAAAGGUAGCAACCCAUUAAAAUCUAGAUCCCUUAAAGUUAAUUUUAAAGACAAUAGAGGUGGUGCUCCACAAACUCCACCGAGCACUGCAAGGCCACUGCCAGUAAUGGCAGGAGCAGACUUCACACAGGCCACCCCGCAGCACGUCAGCACCAUUCUCCUAGAAGAAAACUCACCCCAAGGUGAACGACCUUUACUUGGUGCUGAUGCGUCAGCACUUUGUCAGGGACCUGCUAAAAAAUCAUCCCCUCUCUUUCCCAAACAGAAGAUUUUCUCUUUCCCUUCCAAAGAGAGGAGGAGCUUCACUGAAAUAGACACUGGAGAAGAAGAAGAGUUUAUGGAGUUACAUGGUAUAAAACAUGAAAAACAACAGGAUAUCAAGACAAAUUGCUGUGGGGAUAAACACAGUGAAGGCAACCAUUUAACAGAGGAGCCACAGGUCAGCUCUUCACCCAAAAGCAUGAGUCACAACUGUACUCAAGACAUUUACCAUGCUGUGGGUGAGGUAAAGCAAGACAGUAACCAAGAAGGUCACAAAAUGGAAAACCAUUUAUUUGCCCCAGAAAUUCAUUCAAGUCCAGGAGAAACUGGUUACUGUCCCACACGUGAAACUAGCAUGUGACUAGUUACAAAAGCAAUAAAAAUACCUUUUCUUAAAACACAGUUAGUAAUGCCUAUGAACUAAAACAUGGAAAGCCUCAAAAAAAAAAAUGCAUAAAAUGUUAUUUUUGCAUGGCAUGAAGAGUUGUUUAGUUUAAAUACUGUUUAAUUUAAAAAAAAAAAAGACUGCUUUUUGUAACAAACUGAAAAAAACAGGAAAAAAAUGACUCGAGAACAGUGAAUAAAAUAAAGAGAGCUCUGUUAGGAGCUAGUGUUCUGCAACAUCUGACAUUUUUGAUCCUUUCACUUAUGAUUGUAGACAGAUUUUGAACUCUUUUAACUUUGUUUUCUUGGUUACAAUGAAUUUUAGAAUUUGCACAUGAAAGGAUGAAAUGUCAAUGCAUGCAUUCAUAAAGAUAUGAAACAAGGUGCUUUGAGCUUGCAAAAUGCAUAUAUUUGUAAAUAGUUUGGGGUUGGGGGGAAAGCUACUGUUAACAAGGAUUUAUGGAAAAAGCAUUUCCUGGGACACAGGUACUUCCUUCACAGCGUGCUGCCUGGAGGUUUUGUACAGACUUAUGUUGCAAAAUUGCAACUUCUACUUAAAGCAUCUCACGUAUCUUGCUUUCUGUUAAAAAGCUCAUGCGUAUAUCUGUUAAUUAAGGACUACAGUAUUUUAGUUUAUCUGUGCUGUAAAUCAUGAUUUUUUAUUUGCAUAACUUUAGUUAUUACAUUUGUCAGUUUAAUUAAUGAUCCUGUGAGGAAAAGCAAAGAUUUAAUGACCAGAACUUGAAGCAUUUGAUAUUUUUAUAGAAAACUGCCAACAUUUCAUAAUUAAGAAAAAAUAUGUUCCAUUUUGAAAUAAAAAAACAUAGUUAUUUCUGUGGCAAUAAAUAGUGCCAAAUGGCUAUAUAGAUGUAUCCAAAAGUUCUCAAUCUCUUUGAAUAUUUCUUUUAACUUGGUAUUAAAAAAAAUAUUACUCACAUCCUUUUUUCCUUUGAUUUAACAGUAUUUCCUUCUACAUAAUCUCUGAGCUCUCUUUCCCUUUUCUUUACAUGCAGUGCCCAUAUUUCAAUAAUGGCAAUGUUGUUGAAGCUGUUAUGGUGUAAGGACAUAAGAGACAAGCUUUGUAGGGGGAAGUAGUACCUUUUGUUAUCACAAAUCAUGUAGCUGGAAAAAACAGGCUUCAAAUACACGUGACUUGCCGCAGGUCUUCCAUGCCCCGAAGCUUGUCUGUGUUUUUCAGUUCAAUCAUUUGGACUGACAGAAGGUUAUCACCUGACUCACUAACUUUGCCUCAACCCAUCCUCCCAUGGCUGUUCCAAAAGCGGAGUAUAGGCUUUCCCCUAUACUUAAGUAAAGGGAAAUGUCAGUCAUUCCAUUGGCAACUGCCAAAGCAUCUUUGGUUUCUCUGAUAUUCUCCAGCUUUGUAAAAGAAAGAUGCUGAACCAAAGCCUUCAUUACAAAGUACCCAUCUAACCACUGUCUGAAAAAAGCUAUUAUUUUUUUAUCCAGCAGCAAUAGCUUCCUAUGCUAUACUAUAAAGAAGCCUAUAAAUCGCUUUAAUUUCCUCAAUCAUAAUGUUUAUUCAGUUCAUUAAUCCUAAUCAUAAGCAAAAGUAUGCAGCUACACAGGAAUGUCCUACAAAAUGUUCUUUUUUUUUUUUUUUUUUUUUUUUUAGGAAAACAAAAUACAGGUAUUUUUUUGCUGUCCUCUGAUUUCUGCUGAAAUUGGAUACUCCCUUACAACAGUUUUGUAAGAGCAGCAGUCCAGCCUCAAAGCUAAAAGCCAGAGGGUCCAGCAGUUAAAUUCUCAGGAGGUGUUUAGAAAUUGUAGCAUCAGUUCCAUGGGCUUGUUGCCAGAGAUUGGGCUUCUCACUUCCCCAUGUACAGAAGGGGGAGAAUGCUUCUUCCAGGUCAGUGCUGUAACAGCAAGCGUUGCAAAGACAUGGAGACAGCAAGAAUGGAAACCUUAAAAGCACUUUAGACCAACCAACGUGUGGUUUGUAACAGCAGGCUUCUACCUCCCAUAGUGGACCUAGGUUAAUUUUUACUUAUGUGUCAUUUCCUGCCACUUAAAUGAGUAAAAGUCAGGCACCUAAUGCAUUUAAUAUAAAAGAGCAAGCAUUUUUGCUGCACCAGUGCCCUCUGCUUGAAAUGGCUGGGCUGAUGCCACAGACCUCACUCAAGUCUGGCCCGUGGAAGAGAUGCAAGUUUGAAAAGCCCCAAAAUACAGAUUCUGCUGGCUGGCCAAACAAUGAGCACAGCACAAUCCUUUGGGUUAAAAAAAAAAAAAAGUUUUCUGUAUUUCCAUUAAAAUAUAAUGUUGAGGUAUCUCUUCAGUCAUUUGAAAAACUGGGACUAUAACGUUAUUUUUUCCAAACAAUGUCUGGUCAUUAAUUCUCAAAAUAGAAAUGAAUUUUUUUUGUCCUUAGUUGCAGUUCAUUGCAACUUCUUGCUGCAUUCAGCUUUACCUAUUUAUAUGGCAUUCUGCUUAACAUUUUUCAAUCAUGUUGUGUCUCACUGUUCCAAAACUUAGCUCUUGAGUAUUUUAUAGUCAUUAAUCUUCUAUAUUUAUUUUUUAGUUCCUAGAUAUUUUCAGUGACUAAAACUAAAUGCCAGUCAAUUUUUAUAUGCCUAAAGUGUUGGUCUGUAUUUUCUAUGUGCAGUUUUAUGAAAUCACAUGGGCCUGUUUGAUCUGCCUUUACAUCCUAGUGAACUAAUGAAGACCAAAUUAAGUCCCAAUGGGACCUGAUCCCAUGCUCUGGAUCCACAGAAAGAUCCCAUUCAAGAUAAUGAUGUUGUUCUGGCAAGACUGAGGUCUGUGUCAUGUUCCUUCUGUGUGCUUUUUCUCCCAGGUGACCCUUACGCUUUGGAAAAAGCCCCCUCAGAUCUGUGCCACUUGGUGGAAAGGGAGGAGUCCAGCCAUAGGGAACAUAUUGCAGGAGCAGAGAUUCGAUUCCUUAAGCUCUCCUGAGCUAAACUUUAUGCAAACCUGAUUCUGCCCUAUUAAAAUAAUUAAAAAUUCAAUAGCGGUAAAAUCAAAGCCUCAAUCCUUGUGCAGAUGAAUUUCCCCUGAAACCAAUGGGAGUCUGAUGGAAAAAGGGACUGACUGAAAUAUAAAUAAGGAUGGCAAGAGUCUCUCUCUCUUGAUGAAAAGGAACAGGAGCUUUAACUAUAUAAACCAGAUGCAAAGACCAGACCCUUAUUGACUGCCAUAUUUUAAAUGUCUUCAGAGAAGCACAUUUAUUUUGAAAUUGUACAAGCAAAAGAAAUGCAAUUCUCUUUAUUAACAGAUGAUGUAUUUUUUUUAAACCUUGGAAGCAAAAGGAUCAAGAUUUACAAGUGCUUUUGGUAUAAUUUCAUUAUAUACUUUUGACUAUGCUGAAUAUCAUUUCCAGAAGCACAGGUUUAGAUAUUUGGUUUUUCCAGUCUUGACUGCAUACACGGUAUCCAGUCCUGAAUACCUAGCUCAUGUAUAAUUCCCGAUUAAAACAUUUACUUGAGCAAUUGCAGGACUGGGCCUAGCUUUCAUUCCAGUACAGCAGGUGUAAGAAGCGCAGUCCAGGAUCACUUCAUUCAUCAUGAAUUGCUAUUUAGAAAAUUAUGCAAAAUUACCUGAGCAUAUUUUUCUGUUUUUCUAAAACUUUGAAGCCAUUUCAGACUUAUUACCCAUUCACCACAGUAAGGGAAGGUUUGUUUUUGAGUUCCGGAGUCAGUCUCCAACAGUUGUGGAAUAUCAAAACAACUUAAGGAGUCUUAGGAUGACGUGGCUCCCCUGUGCACCUGAAAGGGGUCUGACUCUUCGUAUCGCUGGAAAAUGAAGAUUGUUCAGGGAGACAGCUUUGCAAUCAAUCUAUUUUUUAUAUUUUAUACUAACUGCAGAAUCCUUAAUCAAAGGUUUAAUUCCUUUUCAAUGAUUAAACCAAAUGUACACAUUUAAAAGAUGUUCACAGAGUAAUCAGAACAAUUUUUGAGUAAACAGUCACAUUAAUCCAAAUCGGGGGGGGGGGGGGGAAUAAUAUAUCGCACAAACUGCAAAGGAAGUUCAUACAGGAAAGCUGUUUACAGAGGAAGCAUAUAACAAAGAAUGUAACAUGAUGUAGGAAGAUAUUGCACUACAGAAUUUAUAUAAAGUACACUUUUUUAAAUAAAAACACAAAAGGCCUUUUAACGCUUCAUUGUAUAGAACAUAGGACCCUCUGUGCUCAUGCAGCAAUCUAAUGCACCGUGUCCUCACUUCAAAAUUGGUCUCAAAAUUCAAACAUUAGUGAUGUUAGAGAGGUGAUAUCUGAUCUAACACUAGAGCAACUGACUUGAAGAGCUUUUUAGCACAGUUUUAUGUAACCAAAAGUGUGUACAGAAAAUUGCAUUUUUGCCUAUAACAUACAUAAAUCAAAAUGACAAUUGGCUUCUUUCUUGAGUCUUUUCCUAACACGUAACACUGGGCAACAUAUUUUUAAUCCUUGAAAAAACAACUAGUUCUUUCAAAAGUAGGUCUCUUCCCCUACACAUAGACUGAGCUUCUGUUUCUUUAGAUCUGUUUGAAACAAGGUUUACCUUCAAAUUAUUUAAUUAAUGCCUUCAACCUCAUCUCUAAACUGCAGUCCAGUAAAAAAGCCAGUUGUCUUUUUCAAGCCCUACUGCAAACACAGUCAGCCUGGUAAAAAUGUCCAGGGCCUAUCUGAUUGGUUUUUUCAUUCAUAUAAUUUUUGAAUCAUUUGGACAGAAAAUAAAGUGUAACAUUUUGAUCAUGCAAAACAUAUUUUAAAAGCAAAAAAAAUAGAAGAAAUAUGUUUUUUUCAAAGUAGCCAGCACAGCUCAAGCAAGAAAUGCAAAUACAGCAAAGGGGGAAGAAAGGCAGAAAAGUGUAAGUAAACAAGGCAUGUUUUAAUACACUAUAUAAACAAGAAACAUAAUAAAACAUUUAUAAAAUAGUCUUUGUUCACACUUAAUGAGGUAAAAAUACCAGUAGCAAAAGACUUAAUUCCAGUCCUACCCCAUGUUAAUUUUUAUCCUAGAACCAACAGGUCUCUACCGAGGUUUUCAGUGAUGUUAUUACCCACUUGCCUGCUAUGUGAACAUCUGAUCUGUAAUAAUUUUUCAGAAGACUUUCCUGAAAAAGAAGAUACUGUGUGUUCCUACCUUUGUUGAUCUUUGGAUCUCUUCCUAUUGCCCUCCAAACACCAACCUUUUCUUCUUAGGAGCAGUUAGAAGGCAACCCAUCAAACAAGAUGACAGGUGUGUCUUGUUUAUCAGGAAAGCAUUUUGGUAGUCGGGUGCAAAUGGCCAGAUGGACUCUAUUGCAUUUGAGCCAAGGAGCAAGAAUAACUGAGUGUCAUUUCUCUCUGUUACUGUUGUAGCCAUACCAUCUCACAACUUCACAUUUUCUAGUUUUAUAAUGCUCUGACUGCUCCAGUGUCCCCCUCAACCCGCAAGAUGUUUCAAUGCAUUUGUUCAGUGCUUUUGCAAGAUGUUUUGUAAGAGCAGUUGACUGUUAAAUGCUGUUAAGAGAGCCAUCAGUGUUAAGUGUGAAUAUUUGUCUCUUGUCUGGUAUGUUUUUAUUACUUAGUGGUACUCAGUUUAAACUCCAGCUGAAAUGCUUUCAUAUUUUAAAACAGAUCAGGUGUUCUGGGAGCCAAAUCAUUCGCAGCUACUCUGGUACUCUGGUUUUCUUAAUGAAGAAAGGUUAGGUGACUGGCAGGCAGAGACAAAAUUGUUUGCAUUGUGUGAUGGUUUCUUGUUAGUAAUCAUACACCGUGUGACAUCUGCAGGUGGAGUAACAUACUUGUCUUUAUAUUUGUUCUGUUGCAGGUUUAAAUAAUAUUUUUUGGAAAUGUUGUGUUAUGAUAUUUAAGAAGUAUUACCCUUUAGUACAAUGGAGAUUUCUUCAAAAACAGCAGUGAUACCUUAUAAUCCUGUAUUAUUAUUGAUUGCUAUUUAACUUUCUUUUAUGACAACUAUCCAGAUGGAUCCCAUUGUAGAACAAGGAAGUAGCACACAAAUAUUAUUGCUCUUUUUAAUUAAAGUAGCUGAACAACAUGCUAUUAGCUAACAUUUAAUUAAAAAAAAGAUAAGAUUAUCCUAAUUUUACCUAUGAACCAAACAGAAUGGUGACAUGUUGUUAACUUAGACGUUGACUGUAGUCCUGUGGUUAAUGUAAAUCCUGAAUCUAAGAGCAGUCUGGGUAAUUAAUUUCAUUAGGAUAAUUUUUUACCUCAAAUAAGUACUUAAAUACAUAUUUAACAUCAGCAGGAGUAAUGUACACUUCUAUGUCUGGAAGUCUAUGGCUAUGUUUACACUGGCACCUUAGUGGAAAUCAGGAGAGUUCUCUUGACAUGAAACUCUCACCUAUCCCCACUUCUUGUGCUUUGGUUCACACCACAGAGCAAUCCUGGACCAUGCAAACUGGAUUACUUUUAGAUGAAGCCGAACAAGAAAACUUAUUCCAUGAGGACACCUCCUGUGCUGCAACCAGUAUGAAGCACUCAGGUCUUGGUACCAGACUAGAGCUAGUCCAAAAUAGUAGCCCUGGUACACGUAGUGUGAAUUGUCAGCACAACUGUUUUACUCAACAAAUCUGCUUCUGUUUUGUUGUACUACUUGCUAGUGUAGACAUAGACUAUCUCUACCACGCUUAUUACCUCCAGUCCAUGUAGUCUUGGCUAAAUACCUUACUCAAGCAAAUUUUGCCAUUGUCAUCAGUGGUAUUGCAUAAAAAGAGCAAUAUAUAGCCAAAGAUGAAAUUGUCCCCAGUGUAUUCUCCAACUUAACCCCAGUGGAAUCAUCUAAACAAUAAAUUCUUGAUAACCCUUGGAUAGUUGUGGUUUGCAGUUUGGACCACACCCUUAAAUACUGCAUAUUUCUAUAGUCAGUUUACUCUGAAGUUGGUGUUACAUUUGAUUAAGACAGUACAGACAGCCCUACAUCGACUCUCACUCCAAAAUCGUUAAAUCAGUGGAAUGAUUAAACUGACUGCAAGUAGCCCUAUUUCACUUAACAGUAACUCUUAGUUUUACUAGUAUGAGUAAAAACAAAUGACUGUGCAAAUGGCUAAGCAGUGAUGGAGGAUCAGAAACCCCGCUUGAGUAUUUUGUGCUGAUCUACCAUGUCUAGGUAUCUUUCCAUUUGGAUCAUCUGUUGAAAUUUAUUUAAACUGGGGGCCUAGUAGGGUUUUGAUUGUGUGCUUAGUUGCUCUGAUAUCUAGGACAUACCUUGUAAAAGGUAAUGAAAGAAACAAAAAGCCUAUUCCUUACCUUACUUUUUUUAAUGAUUUCAAGGUGAAGGACACAUGUCUUAUACUGAUACUUUCGCUCUAAGUUUUGCUCAGAUAGCAUCUCUCAGUGGAGGUUCAGAAUACGAAACAUUUAUGCCUGUUCUUGAAGUCCUUAAGCAGAAAGCCAAUGGGAAUUCUGCCUGUAUAAAACUGAAGAAUGGAGCAAUAUAUUAUAGCUUUAGGCAAAAGGAACAGUUUCUAACACUUUACAAAAUGAAAAAAAGAAAAAAACACUGUUGGGGACAAUCAUGGGUACUUCUGCUAGGAUGCAGAGUUCUGGGUUUAUACCUCUAAAUUUUCAAAGAGUUAUGCAGAGUUUUACCUAUGUAACUCUUUCAAAAGUCAAAGGAGCCAUGCUGAUAAGCUGAAACAUGGAGGGAUUAGUGUACAAAGAAGCUGAGAGUUGAAUACAUAGCCUAUUGCUUUAAGAUCACUGUAAAUAUGAACUAAAAAUAUGUACUAAUUCAUGUUUAUAAAUUAUUACUGUGUUAGUUUCAUAGAUAUGGUAGCAUGACUAUUAUUAGUUUUAUUGAGUUUAAUGAACUUUACUUUGUAUUCCUCUGUGAAUGCUCUGAAUGCUGCAAACAAAAAAAAGCACAACAGUAUUUUUUCAAGUUCUCUUGGCGCGAUAGCAGUGUCUUCACUAUUGUUCAAUUUUACAGAAUUAGCAACAUUUCAUCAUACAAUGCUAUAUUAACAACAUACCUUUCUUUAAAGAACUGUCACUAGGAGAUAAAAGCAUAUGUGAUAAGUCUUGUCUGAUCUCAUUCAUCUGCCUUUACAAAAUGCCCCAGACAUUUUGUGGAAGAAUAUGCUGCUUUUGCUUCAUGUGUUGUUUGUAUUUGGGGGUGGGGCAGGGGAAUAAUAGGGCAUUUUGCAAUGGUAAUUGCAUCAAACAUGCUUUUUUCAUUAUUAUUGUAUUUGUUAGAAACAUUUUGCUUUAAUUUCUUUUUGUAGAUAAGACUAUUGGACAAUAGCUUUAUUUUUUCAGCUAACCAUCUGAUUCCACUAGACUAAUAACUUCUCACAUUUAGUGGUAUUCGUAUCAAUGUCUCCAUAUCAGCUGCAUUUUAACUUCAUAAAAAAGGAAAUGUGAUUAUUUUUGUCAUACUAGAUUUUGCUGAUCAACUAAAUAUUUCUGCACCAAUCUACAUAUUAAUAUGCAUGUUGUAGUCUGUACAAUUGUUCAACAUCAAAAUAUCUGUUUAAUUUAUGUCAAAUGUCUGUAAAAUAAAUGCAUUGUUCUCCAUUUCAGUCUGAUAGAAUAAGCAGGAUAGUAAAUAAAUGUGUAAAUGAA
Molecule: messenger RNA, 11831 nt
Organism: Aquila chrysaetos chrysaetos
Lineage: Eukaryota; Metazoa; Chordata; Aves; Accipitriformes; Accipitridae
Gene: KCNB2
Product: potassium voltage-gated channel subfamily B member 2
Exons: 3
Coding region: 543-3284 (913 amino acids)
Biological process (GO): protein homooligomerization; potassium ion transmembrane transport
Cellular component (GO): membrane; voltage-gated potassium channel complex
Molecular function (GO): delayed rectifier potassium channel activity; protein binding
Source: RefSeq, a predicted model, not a curated record